Neoarthrinium moseri is the source of this 2118-nucleotide messenger RNA. RefSeq lists its product as uncharacterized. Gene Ontology annotation, molecular function: protein binding. The record is from RefSeq and is a predicted model, not a curated record. The transcript has 3 exons. The coding region runs from base 1 to 2118 and encodes 705 amino acids. Lineage: Eukaryota; Fungi; Ascomycota; Sordariomycetes; Amphisphaeriales; Apiosporaceae.
AUGUCGGGCACCAUGAGAGGAACGCCCAAUCGCCCCCAGGGACGCGGCGCCAUCCCCUUCAACACCGGCAGCCCCGCCGGCUCCAACAUCCCCCGUCCUGUCCUGGGCGAAGCUCAUGCCCCGGGCCACGCGAGCCACCUCGGCGGCGCCCAGCCCGCCCCCAGCGAGGUCGCAUCAGGAGUCAGUGCUAGCCGACAAAAGCAGAGCAAGAGAGACGAGCGUCCACCAGCCAUGGUCACCUCAAAGGAACUAAAGGCCCUGCAAGCUGACUACUAUCGCCAGGCCAUCCGCCGCAAGCUCGAGAAUGACCUCAACAAGAAGAAGCACCUCCCGAGCCGGGCUCGCCACUCGCGGAAGGCCCCCCCGGGCACCGUCCUCGCCCUCAAGCCGAGCCCGGCCCUGCAGAUCAAGCCCGGCACCACCGUCGCCGAGGCCGCCCAGUUGAUGGCGGCAAAGAGGGAGGACUGCGUGUUGGUGACCGACGACGAUGACCGAAUCGCCGGUAUCUUCACCGCCAAGGAUCUGGCCUUCCGCGUUGUCGGCGCCGGCUCCAAGGCCAACAACGUCACCAUUGCCGAGAUCAUGACCAAGAACCCGCUGUGCGCCCGUACCGACACCAGCGCCACCGAUGCCCUGGAACUCAUGGUGCGCAAGGGCUUCCGUCACCUGCCCGUCAUGGACGAGAACCAGGAUAUUUCGGGUAUCCUCGAUAUCACCAAGUGCUUCUACGAUGCCAUGGAGAAGCUGGAGCGUGCCUACUCUUCGUCCACGAAGCUCUACGCCGCCCUGGAGGGUGUCCAGUCCGAACUCGGCUCCAGCCAGCCGCAGCAGAUCAUUCAGUACGUCGAGGCCCUUCGGUCCAAGAUGUCCGGCCCUACACUGGAGUCCGUCCUCAACGGCAUGCCGCCCACCACAGUCAGCGUCCGGACCUCGGUCAAGGAAGCCGCCCAGCUCAUGAAGGAGAACCACACGACCGCCGUCCUGGUGCAGGACCAGGGUGCGAUUACGGGUAUCUUUACGAGCAAGGACGUUGUCCUUCGUGUCAUUGCCCCCGGCCUGGACCCUGCGAACUGCAGCGUCGUCCGUGUCAUGACCCCCCACCCCGACUUUGCGCCCAUGGACAUGAGCAUCCAGGCCGCUCUCCGGAAGAUGCAUGACGGCCACUACCUCAACCUUCCCGUCAUGAACGACCAGGGCGAGAUCGUAGGAAUGGUUGACGUUCUCAAGUUGACCUACGCCACCCUCGAGCAAAUUAACACCAUGUCCACGGGCGACAACGAAGGUCCCGCGUGGAACAAGUUCUGGCUGUCCUUCGACAACGAGACCGAGUCCAUGGUAUCCGGCGAUGGUUCUCACCACCAUACUGCCCACACCCGCUCCGUCAUGUCUCCCGACCACACCCGCGAUCGCCUUAACGAGUCCGUAGCGCCCGGUGAUUCGGCCUCCCACAUCGGCAUGGACUCGCCAUCACACUCGGUUGUCACCGGCACACCCGAGGUUCCGCCAGCAGAUAUUCCGUUCGCCUUCAAGUUCAAAGCCCCGAGCGGACGCGUCCACCGCCUCCAGGUUACCGCAAGCCAGGGUAUCGCCACUUUGGUUACCAAUGUCACCUCCAAGCUUGGAUCCGAAGUCGAGUCCAUCGGUGGUGCCCCUGUUGUCGAAGACGGCACUGUCGGAUCCAGCGGCUUCGCGUUGUCCUACAUUGAUGACGAGGGCGACACCGUGUCCAUCACCACAGACCAAGACCUGGUCGAGGCUGUGCUCCUGGCUCGUCACGGCCAUCGCGAAAAGGUUGACUUGUUUGUUCACGACCCUAGCCAGCCACCCGUCACUGUCGCGACACCCCAACCCAUCCCAGAGCUGCCAACGCCUCCCCCUAGCUCGGCGAUGAGCGACGUCAGACGCCGCAGGGCACGCGGCAGCGACGAAGAGGAGAGCGAGAGCGAGGAUGAAGACUACGCCACCGUUCGUAGACGCAAGACGAGGAACGGCGGUUCCCAUGUCGAGAAGGAGGUCAUUGCCGGUGUGCCCAACGAGCUGUUGCUGCCCGGUGCUAUCGUCACUCUGGCAGUCGUCAUUGUCGGUGUCUUCGCCAUCUCGAGGGCGAGCAGCAGGUAG